AUGACUCUUUUCGCCUCCAUGUUCAAGCUUUUCGCCGGCCUGGCUGUGGCCAACGCUCUUGUCCGCGAAGGAGCCGUCCCGGCAAAUCCGGUGGCAACGAUCCCGCUUGACAAGCAGUAUGUGCCGGUCAUCCGCAACAACAAGAUUGUCUCAUACAAGACUGCUUACUUCGGCAAGAUUCACGUCGGUAUGCCAAGGCAACAGACGUUCACGGUGGUUUUUGACACCGGUAGCGCCCACCUCUUCGUGCCCUCUGCAACGUGCAACACGGAGACUUGCAUGCGGCACCGUCGCUUUUUCCGAAAUGAGUCGGGCACCGCAGUUGACAUCGAUCACGAUGGCAACCCUGUCAAAAAAAACUCGACGCGGCGUGAUCAGGUGAACAUUGCUUUUGGAACUGGUGAGGUCACCGGGGAGUUUGUGCGGGAGACUGUUUGCCUCUCGCCUCACGAGCCGUCCACCGAGGUUGCACCACUCGGAUCUGCCGCAAAGGAUUGCACAGAGCUUCGAGUCAUUUUGGCCAGCGAGAUGACAAAGGAGCCAUUUAUGACCUUCGAGUUUGAUGGUGUCCUCGGCUUGGGCCUUGCCAGUCUGGCAGUGGACCCCGAGUUCAGCUUCUUUGGCCAGAUGUCAAAGAUGAACGGCCUCAAAGAGCAAACCUUUGGCUACUUCCUCUCACGCUCCGACAACGUGCCAAGCGAGAUCUCCUUCGGAGGCCACGAUGCUCGGAGAUUGGCAUCGCCACUUCAAUGGGUGCCUGUGCACAAGCCAGAGCUGGGAUAUUGGCAGUUGAGGCUGCUUGGUGUCGUGGUUGCUGGAGAGAGACUUCCCCUCUGUGAAGAAGGAGAUUGCAUUGCUAUCGCUGAUACCGGCACUUCCCUGCUCGGUGCACCUCGAGCUGUCACCCAAAGAAUGCAUUGGCUCUUGGCGCGAAAGGUGCCAGAGAAUCCAGCCGAAAUCGACUGCCGGACGUUUCCUGGCCCGGAGCUCAUCUUCCAGCUGGAAGAUGGCGUGAACGUCACCAUCGGAGCGGAGGACUACUCUCGUGCCACAGGCAUGCGCGUCCUCAACAACAAAACAAACUCAUCGCAGCUCAUUUGCCGCGCCUCGCUGCUUCCGGUGGACGAUGGAGAGGUCCUGGGGCCGAAGGCGUUCAUUCUGGGCGAGCCGGCUUUGCGCAAAUACUACACCGCGUAUGACUGGAAGCGACAGCGAAUUGGCUUCGGGCUUUCC
Messenger RNA from Symbiodinium pilosum, 1233 nucleotides. Lineage: Eukaryota; Dinophyceae; Suessiales; Symbiodiniaceae. The record is from the annotation of a GenBank genome assembly.